GUGAGCUCAGUCUAACAAAUAAGUCUGUUCUCUUUCAGUUAUACUUCUCAACUUUUGCUCCGUCUCUUUUUACUUUUUCUGUUUGUUUGCAAGUCGACAAAAGCCUCUAGACAACAGAGAUGUUUCGUACAAACCGAUUUUUCACCACCAACAAAAAAGGUGAAAUUUACGAACUGAAAAGAGAGCUAAACAGCGAAUAUAGACAAACACGUAAUGACGCUGUGAAGAAAGUGAUCGCCAAUAUGACAGUUGGCAAAGACGUCAGUGGAUUGUUUCCAGACGUACUGAAAAAUAUGCAAACGGAAGAUAUCGAAUUGAAAAAGUUGGUCUAUCUCUAUUUGAUGAAUUAUGCAAAGACUCAACCUGAACUCGUCAUUUUGGCCGUCAAUACUUUUGUCAAAGAUUCAGACGAUCCAAAUCCGUUAAUUCGUGCAUUGGCUAUUCGUACCAUGGGCUGCAUCCGCGUCGAGAAGAUCAUUGACUAUUUGACUGAACCACUCCGAAAAUGUUUGAAGGAUGAAAACCCUUAUGUUCGUAAAACAGCUGCUAUUUGUGUUGCUAAAUUAUUUGAAAUUGCACCUGAAAUGACAGAGGAACAGGGAUUCAUCGAUUUAUUGAAGGAUAUGGUGUCAGAUGUUAAUCCUUCAGUUGUGGCCAAUGCAGUUACUGCAUUAAUGGAUAUUCACGAGGAAGCUACGUCAAAAGGAUUCUUUAGAAUCAAUGAAAAUGUUUCUUACAAAUUAAUGCAUGCAUUAAACGAAUGUACGGAAUGGGGCCAAAUUGCUAUUUUAAGUGCUAUGGUCGACUAUAAACCACAGGAUUCUAAGGAUGCUGAGACCAUCUGUGAUAAAGUCAUUCCCCGUUUACAACACGCUAACGGUGCAGUCGUUCUGGCAGCCGUCAGAGUGUUACUCUUAAAUAUGGAUUAUUUGGACGAUACAAACAAGGAACUAAUUCCUGUUUUUUGCAGAAAAAUGGCACCACCACUCGUCACCUUACUGUCCAGCCCUCCAGAAUUUCAGUACAUUGCACUAAGAAAUAUUAGCCUCGUUUUACAAAAGUUCCCUCAAGUGCUAAGUAAUGAAAUGCGCGUAUUUUUCUGUAAAUAUAACGAUCCCUUAUACGUCAAGCUGGAGAAAUUGGAAAUUUUGAUGAAGCUGUGCAAUAACAGAAAUGUGGAUCAGCUGCUCAGUGAAUUGAAAGAAUAUGCUAAUGAAGUAGAUGUCGAAUUUGUCAGAAAAGCAGUGAACGCUAUUGGUCGAUGUGCCAUUAAAAUUGAAGAAGCUGCUGAGCGCUGUAUUAAUGUUUUGCUAGACUUGAUUAAUACUGGUGUCAGCUAUGUCGUCCAAGAAGCAAUUAUUGUUAUCAAGGAUAUCUUCCGUAAAUACCCUCACACUUUCGAAGGUAUCAUUCCUCAACUUUGCUCCAACUUGGAUAUUUUGGAUGAACCACAGGCAAAGGCUUCUCUGAUUUGGAUCGUUGGUGAAUAUGCUGAAAAGAUUGAUAAUGCAGAUGAUUUGAUGACGUUCUUCAUUGAGAAUUUCAAAGAAGAAAAUGCUCAAGUGCAACUGCAAUUGUUGACAGCCACUGUAAAACUCUUUUUGAAGAAGCCUUCAGAAAACCAAGGCUUAGUGCAAACUAUCUUGCAAAUAGCUACAGAGGGUUGUGAUAACGCAGACAUUAGAGAUAGAGCCUACAUUUAUUGGCGUCUGUUAUCAACUGAUCCUCAAGCCGCAAAGGCUGUUAUUCUUUCAGAAAAACCACCUAUUCGUGGUGAGAGUAAUGAACUAUCACCAGCUCUGUUAGAUAACCUGAUUUCAGAGAUAGGUACGCUAGCUUCAGUUUAUCACAAACCUGCUGAUACUUUCCUUGCUGGUAAACGAUAUGGCGCCGAUAAUGUCACAAAGACAGUUAAUAGGCAUCACCAACUCGACGAAGAAGAUGAUGAAGAAGGCAUAAGUGCUCCUACAGCUAAAAUUAAAGAAGCCAUCAAGAACAAUGAUAUUGGCGAUUUACUCGAUUUGGAUUGGAGUGAACCUUCCGUUCAAGACUCUACCUCACCGGUAACUACAACAUCACCAGCGGCAACCAAGAGCCCUAUCGCCAUUAAUAAUUCGGCCUUAGGUGACUUACUGUCACUUAAUAUUGAAUCACCUACCUUACAACCCGGCAAUCUUAAUCAAUCUAAUCUUUCACCAGCAACUGGUGCAGCUACUUCGACAGAUGACAUUCUGAAAUUAUUUGGUGCUUCGACCACAACUCCAGCCGUUAAUAAUAACAACAGUAAUAAUAACUUCAGCAGUAUACCUGGAUUUACAGUGCAACAGCAAUCCUUAUCGCCAUCUACACAGAAUAGCAAUAAUACCGCUAGUAACAACAAUAGUACUCAGCAGGCAAAGGACCCAUUUGCAGGUCUUCUUUAAUAGGAAAACGUUUUGUACGAAAGCAAUAAAAAAAGAUGAAUAUCACAUAAAUGCCAAACAUAUAAACCAGUUUACUUCCAUC
Messenger RNA from Mycotypha africana, 2505 nucleotides. Its product is annotated as adaptin N terminal region-domain-containing protein. Gene Ontology annotation, biological process: vesicle-mediated transport; intracellular protein transport. The record is from RefSeq and is a predicted model, not a curated record. Bases 120 to 2423 code for a protein of 767 amino acids. The transcript is spliced from 7 exons. Gene Ontology annotation, molecular function: clathrin binding. Gene Ontology annotation, cellular component: membrane coat. NCBI's taxonomy places the organism in Eukaryota, Fungi, Mucoromycota, Mucoromycetes, Mucorales, Mycotyphaceae.